Molecule: messenger RNA, 1329 nt
Organism: Drosophila obscura
Lineage: Eukaryota; Metazoa; Arthropoda; Insecta; Diptera; Drosophilidae
Exons: 2
Coding region: 1165-1329 (54 amino acids)
Source: RefSeq, a predicted model, not a curated record
GUGAAGAAAAUACUUAAACUCUUGCAUAAAAUAACAAAAAUCAAACAAUAAUUGAUUCCCAACUAAACCGCGCAAAGUGAUCUUUAAUUAAAGUCAAAUUUUGAUUCGGAAAUUAUUCAAAAUUACCGAAAAACGUAACUAUUUUUUGUGUGGACCGUGCUGCCCAAAAGGCGUUGCCAAAUCGAAAAGCUCGAAUGGAUAAAACAACAAAACCCAACUAAAACCUCUAGAUUAUCCCAUGCAGGCACAACCCUCGAAAUAACACUUCAGAAAAGUUCCCAAAAUUAUAGGGAAAUCUAAAUUAAUCAUACGCACCGAUUAAAAGCACAAAAAACGUGAAAAAUUAAAAAUAAAAUAAAAAGGAGAAAAAGGAAGCGAACCAUAAAAAGCAAACAAUAAGCUAAAACUCUCUAGAGAAGGAGCAGCAGAAGCAGAAGCAUCAUCGGUAGCAAGAACACAUUCUGCUGCAUAAAUAAUACACGCCACACGCAGAGAGACGGGACGGGAAGAGACGAGACGAGACGCACGGAAGGACCCACACGCGUCAUAUAGGAGGAACAUACCACGCAAAGGAGCCCGAGAAUCGGACUCUGGGAGCAAACACACGCAUGCAGGAGGCGCAGGGGGAGGUGCUGGAUGUGGUGCUCCUGUUCUAUUAUUUAACUGCUUUCAACGUUAGCGCGUUCAACCUGACGAAAGUCGAUUGAAAGCCGCCUUCAACGGCAUUCAGUUACCCAGCAGCAUCCCUUGCUCUCUCCCGUUCAAUCAACACAGAGAGAAAAAUUGAGAGAGAGAGAGAGAGAGAGAGCAGUCCGAGUCUGUGCGAGAGAGUGUGACGGCAGGAACGACGUCAACGUCAAUCCGCUCAAUAUUUAUACAUUGAACCGAGUCUCUUGGCCACAGAAUCCAGUACCAGAGCCAGGACCCAAAAACGCAAACUCUCCCUGGUUCCCUGCUGGGCCUCAAAAUAAAUAACAUCUGACAUCUGCCCGACUCCCCGAGUCUCACCGCACCCCUCGUCUAACCCUGCAUCGAGAAAGCACUUAACCAUAAAGAAAACCCCCCAAACGAAACUUAACGAAAAGCGAAACAAUUUCCAUAUAAAAAACAUAAAAGCAACCAAACGUGAACUAAAAAAAAAAAGAAGAAAACUAAAACAAAGCAAUGGGCGCCAAGGAAAGUGUCGAGGCAGCCGCCAAACUGAAUGCCGAUGGCUGGGGCCAUGUGGAGCGAGGAAGUCGCUACCACGGCCAUCGGCAUAAUCAGCGAUCGCAGUCGCUAAAUCGCGGACAGGCGCUCUCGCAGGCGGACGUGAGCGGCAUGUGGUGA